UCUUCUUCUUCUUACCCGACACGCUUGUCACUACCUUCUUAUUUACUCUCUGACGUGUUUUACGUGUUAACGAUUAUUGUCCGUUACAGGUGCGAGGAGCUCGAACUCGUGGAAUCGAAAAUAGAACAAAUAGAAACUCUCGAGGACAUGGAGCUGGUCAAGUAUCAAAACGAAAUCUGCAGCGAAAGCAUCACAGUUGAAGAAUUCGAAGAGAUCAGCCAUCAGGAAAUAGUGACCACGGAUUCGUUGGAGGAAUCCGACGACACGGAUAUGAAGCUUGUUCUAGAGGAGGAACAACAACAACAACAACAACAACAACAACAGGGAAAUCUUAAGAGCUUUAAAUCGAGCAGAAGGUGUACGGUGAUCUACGAAUGCGACGUGUGCAACAAGAGGAUGCGGAAGAGGCUUCAAUUCUUGAAGCACAGGCAGGAUCACGAGAGGAACGACGAGAUGGUUGAUCGUUGCGAGGAAUGCGACAAAACGUUCCCCGACGAGGAGAAGCUGAAGAAGCACAUGAUCAAAGUACAUCAGAAAGAGAAACCCUUUCAGUGCGUGCUUUGCAACAAAUGCUUCAAAACGGAAGAAUUCUUGAAGACCCAUCUGAAGCAGCACAACAAGCGGUUCACGUGCGACAUCUGCGGUAUCUCGAAGGUAUCCGGCUACGAUUUGCGAUUGCACAAGAAGAAGCACAACGAGGAGUACGUGACUCAUUGCGAGAUAUGCGGUAAAGGGUUCUAUACGAAUCAAACGUUGGAGAGACACCUGCUCACCCACACUGGGGAGAAACCGUUCGUCUGCAAGAUUUGCAACACUCCUUACGCGAGCGCCGCUUAUCUAAACACGCACAUGAAGUCUCACGGCGAGCGGGAGAAGCACAAAUGCAACGUGUGCAACUUCGAGAGCUACUGGAAGGCGGCUUUGAAGGUGCACCUCAAGAUACACACGGGGGAGAAUCUCAUCACUUGCGAGAUUUGCGGCAAGUUGGUCUCGAGCAAAGCUUAUCUGCAGAUCCAUAUGCGUAUACACUCGGGGGAGAAGCCGCAUGUGUGUGAAGUGUGCGGGAAAGCGUUCAGCGUUCGAAAAUAUCUGAUUGUACAUUUAAGAACGCACACAGGUGAAAGACCUUACGAGUGCAAGGUGUGCCAGAAAAGAUUCACGCAGCAGGGUUCGUUAAAUUCGCACAUGAAGUCGCAUCACGAAAGAAAGUGAACCUCGUGUAUAUGUGUGUGUUGUUGAGUAUGCAUGAAAAUUAGAUUAUCGUGAAGAAAUUGGUGUUCGAGGAUGAGAGAGGUGCGUGCACUCGUUCUCCUUGCAAUUAUUAGAUUUUUGAUAUAAUAGGUAGAACCUGGUAAAGAAUAUUUAUAUAAGACUUGGUCGGAGAAAAUUGAUUAGGUGUAUUGUAAAUGUUAAGAGAUUUUUAUGUAUCGGCUACUAUGGUGAAUUUUUUGCAAGAUGUUUCAUUCUACUUCAGAAAAUUCAUUGAAUAUUCAUUGUUUAUUGUAUAUAUAUUUCUAUUGUUAUAUUAAUUUUUAAAAAUGAAAUUGUUUACUUUGAUUUUUAAAAUUUCUAUUAUUAUUAAAAUUAUUAUUAUUAUUAUUAUUAUAAUUAGUGCACUCAUUUGUAUGUAUUUAUAAAAUUUAAUCCUUAAUAUUGUACUUGAAAAGAAAUUACAUUUUUUCAAUGAUUUUAGCAAUGAUAAAAUGUUACAAAAAGUUUAGCAUGGUAGCCAUCGCAGUGUUAUGAUAAAUUUUUGUAAUUGCUACUUUUUACUCAGGUUUAUCCUGUAUUUUUCAAAUCGUAUUUUUUACGAAACAAACUGAUAUUAGUAAGAUUUUUCUAACAGCUUUACACGAAUGGAAUUAUUACAUUAUAAAGCGACGUAAUAAAAUGAUCGAUAAACUGCAUUAGCAAGCAGUUUUAUAAUUAGCACAAAUUAAAUUUAAAAAUUAAUUACGAUACAAUGAAUUGCAAUGAACGAAAGAUUGAUCAUUGAAUCAAAGAGAUAGAAUAUCAGAUAAUUUUGUAGUAAGACUGCUUCUGAUUUCAAUAUCAAUAUUUAAAUAGCUCAAACAAUUUAAAAUUAUUUUUACCUUAACAAUAGAGAUAAUCUCGACAUAGAAAUAAUAAUUGUAUCUUAGAAUCUCGCGAUAUAAAAGGUGCCAUAAUAUAAAAAAUGAUUCUAAAAGGAAAAAUUAAUUUUAACAAAAUUAAA
Molecule: messenger RNA, 2215 nt
Organism: Apis florea (little honeybee)
Lineage: Eukaryota; Metazoa; Arthropoda; Insecta; Hymenoptera; Apidae
Biological process (GO): regulation of transcription by RNA polymerase II
Cellular component (GO): nucleus; nucleoplasm
Molecular function (GO): DNA-binding transcription repressor activity, RNA polymerase II-specific; DNA-binding transcription activator activity, RNA polymerase II-specific; RNA polymerase II cis-regulatory region sequence-specific DNA binding
Source: RefSeq, a predicted model, not a curated record